GGAAGCAAAAGCGGGCCCUGCUAGCCCCGCGGCGCCGAACUCUGUGGUCAGGAGGCUCCGCAGGAUUGGGGAGAAGAUGGCGGAAGAGGAGUUCCCCAACACAACUCAUGAAGGUUUCAAUGUCACCCUGCACACUACCCUGGUUGUCACUACGAAACUGGUGCUCCCGACCCCUGCCAAGCCCAUCCUCCCUGUGCAGACAGGGGAGCAGGCUCAGCAGGAGGAGCAGUCAAGUGGAAUGACUAUUUUCUUCAGCCUCCUCGUCCUAGCUAUCUGCAUCAUAUUGGUGCAUUUACUGAUUCGAUACAGAUUACAUUUCUUGCCAGAGAGCGUUGCCGUUGUUUCUUUAGGUAUUCUCAUGGGAGCAGUUAUAAAAAUUAUAGAGUUUAAAAAACUGGCAAAUUGGAAGGAAGAAGAAAUGUUUCGUCCAAAUAUGUUUUUCCUUCUGUUGCUUCCACCUAUUAUAUUUGAGUCGGGAUAUUCAUUACACAAGGGUAACUUCUUUCAAAAUAUUGGUUCCAUCACCUUGUUCUCUGUUUUUGGUACAGCAAUUUCCGCUUUUGUAGUAGGUGGAGGAAUUUAUUUUCUGGGUCAGGCUGAUGUAAUCUCUAAACUCAACAUGACAGACAGUUUUGCAUUUGGCUCCCUAAUUUCUGCUGUUGAUCCAGUGGCUACUAUUGCUAUUUUCAAUGCACUUCACGUGGACCCAGUGCUCAACAUGCUGGUUUUUGGAGAGAGUAUUCUCAACGACGCGGUCUCCAUUGUCUUGACCAACACAGCUGAAGGUUUAACAAGAAAAAAUAUGUCAGAUGUCAGUGGGUGGCAAACAUUUUUACAAGCCCUUGGCUACUUCCUCAAAAUGUUCUUUGGCUCAGCAGCACUUGGCACUCUCACUGGCUUAAUCUCUGCAUUGGUGCUAAAGCAUAUUGACUUGAGGAAAACCCCUUCCUUGGAGUUCGGCAUGAUGAUCAUUUUUGCAUAUCUUCCCUACGGGCUCGCGGAAGGAAUCUCCCUCUCGGGCAUCAUGGCCAUCCUGUUCUCGGGCAUCGUGAUGUCCCACUACACGCACCAUAACCUGUCCCCAGUCACACAGAUCCUCAUGCAGCAAACCCUCCGGACUGUGGCCUUCUUGUGCGAAACAUGUGUGUUUGCAUUUCUUGGCCUGUCCAUUUUUAGUUUUCCUCACAAGUUUGAAAUUUCCUUUGUCGUCUGGUGCAUAGUGCUUGUACUCUUUGGCAGAGCGUUGAACAUUUUCCCUCUUUCUUACCUGCUGAAUUUCUUCCGUGAUCAUAAAAUCACACCGAAGAUGAUGUUCAUCAUGUGGUUUAGUGGCCUGCGGGGUGCCAUCCCCUACGCCCUGAGCCUGCACCUGGACCUGGAGCCCAUGGAGAAGCGGCAGCUCAUUGGCACCACCACGAUCAUUAUUGUGCUCUUCACCAUCUUGCUACUGGGUGGCAGCACCAUGCCCCUCAUCCGCCUCAUGGACAUCGAGGACGCCAAGGCGCGUCGCCGGAAUAAGAAGGACGUCAACCUCAGCAAGACAGAGAAGAUGGGCAACACGGUGGAGUCGGAACACCUGUCAGAGCUCACCGAGGAGGAGUAUGAAGCCCACUACAUCAGGCGGCAGGACCUGAAAGGCUUCCUGUGGUUGGAUGUCAAGUACCUGAACCCCUUCUUCACACGGCGGCUGACCCAGGAGGACCUCCACCAUGGGCGCAUCCAGAUGAAAACCCUCACCAACAAGUGGUACGAGGAGGUGCGCCAGGGCCCCUCCGGCUCUGAGGACGACGAGCAGGAGCUGCUGUGACGAGCAGGGCCUCCCCUUCGCCCCCAGGAUGGACACCCCACAAGAGCCCUGGAGGCAGGUGCAUCUGGCAGCUUCUUCAGGGAGGAUGAAAGCAGCGUGAAGCCAAGGCGCUGCCUACUUAACCUGACUGUCCAAGCCAGCUGGCUUCUGAAAAAUGCCAUCUCCCACUGCUCCGAGCCGGACCUCCGCGCGCAGCGUCACUCCCACCCGCAGAUCGGAGGGACACCUGUCCAGGUAAACGUUUCCUUUAGCUCCGCAGCCAGGGAAGACAGCCAUCUGCGCGGAGGAGAAAUCCUGCGGUGGGAGCUGCAGUGAGGGGUGCCCUGGGGGGGGCUGGUCUGCAGCUUUUGCCAUUUCAGGGGCGGGCGAGGUGCGAGAGCAGCCGCCAGCUUCCUGAUCACCAGGAUGCUCAGGCCUCGCAGCAGCACUUCUGACCCGAGUAGCCCAGAAAUCUCCAAAACCUCACACUCCCCUUUGUGAUGUUGCUUGUACACUCCCCCCCGCCCCAAAGAAAAACUGAGUGACCUUUUUCUUUACCUCUGAUUGGCACCUCGCUGGCUGUCUCCCUGGGUCGCAGGCAGCCACUGCCUUCUCUGGGAAUACUGUGAAUGUUUACACUGGUAAGCAGCACGUGGGCACAGGCCCUUGGGAAGCUGCAUCCCUCAGUUUUUCGUGGUGAGUGGGCCUAUUCUGUGGUGUCAGAGCGCCCUCUAGAGGAAAAAAGCUAGAGGUACAGUGCUUAGGUGGGCCAGCAACUGCUGUCUGAAUUGUUUCAAUUCAUGCACUUGAACAAAGUGGUGAGAGCCUAGCAGUCACCUCCCUCACCGUGAUUCCCUACUUGGUGUCCUUGUGUGUCCAGAGGCCCCUUUUCCUGGGAUCCACAGGGGGGUCUACUGCCACCUUCACUGCUAAUCAGAAUUUCCCAAUUUUCUGUUGUUUGGGGUCCCACUUGUCCCCCAUGCCAGUUUCCCAGCUCACCCAAGCACAAAGAUGGGGUGCCAGAGCCUGCCACUCCUCCCCAGGACUCCAGUGGUCUGCAGCCACAUGCAUCCAAUCCUCACCCACAAUCCCCAAGCAGCCACUCUGACCCCAGGACCCGUUCCAUUCAGAGUGCUCGCACUGUGUCUCACACGCACCAUGGCCGACUCUGUGGGCCCGGCCUCUGGGCCAUCUCAGGGUGAAGAGCUGCCAAUCAUGUCCAGAUGAAAUGGAUUACUGACUCUCACAUCCACUCCUCACCUGCCCUUUAACAAGCCUGGAACCUGCUUGCCUUUGCCCAUCCAUCUACAGGCUGUUUUGGCAAUUCUCAUGUGUGGCUUAGGGUCCCAGGCAGAGCUGGGACUUGGCACCCUCUGGGUGAUUUAAUUCAUCAUGUGCAUGUUCUUGGUUCUGUGUGGGGCCUCAGUGGCCAGCAUGGACCUGGCUGGCAGCCAGUACGCAUCCAUCCCUUCUCCUCAGGCAGUGUGGCUCUGGAUGUCAGGAAGGACUGACAUUGGGACCCUUCAGGACUGUCCAGCCCACGAGGCCAGGCCCCUCCCCUACGCCAUUUCCUUUCCCCAGAUGUGUAAGUGUAAGGCCAGUCAGGCAGGAAGCACGCGGUUUCCUUUUCAUGCAUGAAAAGUAAAUUUGUACUUGAUAGACUAAAAUAUGAUCAUUUGUUUUUAUAAUCUCCCACCUUAACCCAAUAAUUUGAGCCAAACAGGAUUCUUUCACUCCACCUGAUACCCCCCUGGAGAAGUAAUGUGUGCACAAUUCUGGUCUCCUCAUUUCCUACUUCCUUUUAGUGGGAAAGUCAGAGAAGAUCCAAGAGGGAGAGACCUUUGUCCACAUGAAGUGGGGAGUAGGCAGAGAUCUGGGACCAUAUUGUUCUCUCAUCCCCCAACUCACAAGUGAUUUACUUUCUGCCCUAAAACUCAGGGUCUGAUCUCAGAGGUGGGAAUUCCAUUGCAAACUCAAUAGCUUGCCAGAGGAAAACAAUUUGUUUUUUUUUAGUUCACAGAGUAAGCAAUGAAAACAGGUUCUUUUCAAUUCAGACUGCCCCUUGUCACAAGGUCUUGCCUGGCUUCCCACUUGUAGCUGAGACCUGCAAAUGACACUGUGGUAGAGAAGCAUGUGGGGGACUUGGUGGAAGGUCCCCAAGGCGUGGCUAUGGAGGAGGAGGGGCCCCUUUCCUGGCAGGUACCAGCACUGGCCUGGACCUUCUGUGGGCCUCCUCUGCCCCCUGCUGGCUGAGGGAGGGUUUAGCCUGGGAGACUGCUCCUCGGCAGUCUGUCUGGCUAGUCACCUUUGGAACAGGCAGAAGUCCAUAGAGAGAUAUUUUUUCUGGUGGGUUUUUUCAAAUGUCUUUGCCUGAGAAUCAAAAAUCGCUGCUGUGUACAUUUAGCAUACCUAAUAAUUCUAUUAUUUGGGGUAAUAAAUGCCUAGAGAAUUUUAAAAAUCCAGCAUACCUCUUACCUUCUCGCACAUUUUCUUUUAGGUCUAGACCAUGGGACAGGAGACAUGUAUGUAGCAGGUAGAGAAGGUAAUGCUUUAGAAUGAGGUGAAGGCUGUGAGUCAGUGCCAUUGGGGAAGCUGGCCGUUAAACCGCUGAACUCGGGAGACAUGCCUCUCCUGGGGAGCUGGGGAGCCCUGGCAGCAAGACCCACCCCAGAAUUCUCUCUGCAGCCCUGUCAUUGUAGGACCCUUGGAACGCUCAGGGUGUGAGGCCUUACAGGGAGAGGAGCUGCUUUUCCUCGGUUCCCAGAGAUCAAGUUUGGGCUGGCCUGGGCCAGGGCCAGGCAGAAGAUGGCUCAGUUCCCUAGUCUGAUGCUCAGACACUCAGCCCAGAGGCAGAAUUGAGACCCUCCCACCCCCAGGCCAGCCACCUCUUUUCACAGUGGGAAUGUUGGCUAGGCCCUGGUUGUUGUGAGGCCAAGUGGCAGGGUCUGGCCCAGAAUGUUGGCAGCCCCCGGCUCCCCCCGCCAGCACAGACAGGCCGUGAUUUGCCUGCAGGCUCCGUUGUGUGAGAAGAAUGCAGAAAGAUUGGUGAGUGGGGAUCCUUCUCUCCUUUAAACCCACACUGGGGGUACCAUCAGCAAGACUUGGCCUCAUGAGGUUUCAGUUCCACAUCCCCACAGGGGCCCACACACUGGGCAAAGUCCUCAGUGGGGUAGCCACAGACAGGACCCCACUUCUGCUUUGGUGGGGAGAGCUAGGAGAGGCAGGGUGGGAGCCAGCUUCUCAGCCAAGUCAUGGCCAUCAGGUUGCGGGCACGGCUUGGGAUGGAUCUGGUCGUAGAACCGGUCCCUGCUUCGGAGUGAGAAGGAAUCAGCAGCAGCAAUGCCGUGCCGCUGGCUAGAACUUAAAAUGCAGGAAGAGAAGAGGCCCCCUUUUCCUUCCCCAUCUCUAGAAUGCAGGCAUUGCUUCUCCUGCUGAUUGGGGAGUAGAAAUCAAAUCUGAAACAUUCCUGAUGUAGCAGCCAGAAGUUGUUCCACCAGGAACCCAAUCUCCAAGGCCCCAGGCCAUAUGUUUUCAAUGAAAACACCACAGUCAGAAUAAAGGCGCAAAGGGUAAAAGUAGCCACACUCCCUUCCGUUUAGGCUCCUGCCAUUUCUCACACAAAUGGGGUUAAUUUUUCUUUUUUAAUCCUCACCCAAGAAUAUGGUUUUCAUUAAUUCUAGAGAGGAAGGGAGAGGGAAAGAGAAAAUUGAACCCACGGCCCCUCGGUCCACAAGACAGCGCUCCAACCAACCGAGCCACACUGGCCUGGGCUGGAGUUUGGUAGUCAAGGACUUCAUUGGCCAUGUGACAAAAGAAGGAAGACUUUUAAAUUUCCCCUGAUCCAACCAUCCCCCUGGCCCACUCUGUUUUUUAGCCUUUCACACCCUGGCCAGCAUUACCCCAGGGGGAAAAAGUCUUUCUUCCAGGAGUUGGUGUCCUCCCAGGCUGCUGAGCGGUUGAGUGUAGCCUCGGGGACCCUGUGCCUGCAUGGGGAUAUGCGGUCACCUACAGGCCGGCAGCCACAUGAACAGCCUGUUAGCACGUCCCGGCGCUCACUUCUCUCAGCCCCAGUCCCGCUCUGAGGAACAGGGAGCGCACCGAAUGAGCAGUCUCUGUACUUGCUGGCCCGCUCUGAGGUUCCUGAUUUACCAAGGGCUUUAAUGUUUUCUCCAAGUACAGCUCCUGCAAACUUGAUUUGUUCUCAAGGUGAAUCAGAAUCUUUUAUUAAAAAAAAAAUUUUUUUUUAAUUAAUUUUGAGAGAGAGAGGAAAGAAGAGAGAAACAUCAAUCUGUUCCAC
Molecule: messenger RNA, 6083 nt
Organism: Molossus molossus (Pallas's mastiff bat)
Lineage: Eukaryota; Metazoa; Chordata; Mammalia; Chiroptera; Molossidae
Gene: SLC9A8
Product: solute carrier family 9 member A8
Exons: 16
Coding region: 77-1807 (576 amino acids)
Biological process (GO): proton transmembrane transport; regulation of pH; sodium ion transport
Cellular component (GO): membrane; Golgi apparatus
Molecular function (GO): sodium:proton antiporter activity
Source: RefSeq, a predicted model, not a curated record